Messenger RNA from Lentinula edodes (shiitake mushroom), 1946 nucleotides. RefSeq lists its product as uncharacterized. The transcript is spliced from 10 exons. Gene Ontology annotation, molecular function: protein binding. The coding region runs from base 98 to 1651 and encodes 517 amino acids. Lineage: Eukaryota; Fungi; Basidiomycota; Agaricomycetes; Agaricales; Omphalotaceae. The record is from RefSeq and is a predicted model, not a curated record.
CAUCUUUAGAUGACCAUCGUAUUGUGCGUUCACUGCCUUCCCCUCUUGUUUUCUGUUCUCAUACAAAUGCUAGUGGAAGCCUUUCGUCCCUAAAUCGAUGGCGCAAGAAGAAUUAUUGCCAAAUUUCGACAACCUGCAUAUAGAUGAUCCUCCUCGUUUCUCAUCUUCUCGCGACCAUAUCCACUAUAGUACUGGGCGCUCACAAGCGGUUAACAUUGCGGCAAAUUCCAACAAACUUCAUUCGCUUCAACUUACAAUUGAAUUGCUCCGGCGUAGUAAAGGCAGGGCAAAGCGACCUUUCGACUCCUUUCGUCUUGUGGAUGCAGACUCUCUCGCUCGUCUGAAUCGAAUGCGAUCUCCUGCUCCAUCUACCUUCAAAACGUCGGCAGGCGCGAUCAACAAGAUAGUGCAACAUAAAAAUUACACAUUCGUUGCUAGCUCCGUUGUUGGAGGCUAUCCUGAUGAACCUGGGGAGACCGAAAAUUCUUAUAAUCGCCCAGGAACAUUUAUUGCAUGGAAAGAUUCAGAACAUCACGUUCUAGAUGGUCACUCUCGACAAUCGCCGUUUCCGAAGCACUACACAGUGAACGAUGUAGCGAUAUGUCCAACGAUGCAACACGGCGACGAUUAUGAUCAGACAAAAGACCACAUAGUGGUCACCACUGGCAAUGAUUACAAACUCAAAAUGUGGCAGCAGUCAGCAGAUGGAUCAUAUUCUCAAUUCCCUUCAUCUUCACGUCGCGGAUAUAAGAAGACACCUGGUUUACAACCAAUUGACAUUGCUGUGAAGCCUGGCGGAGGGAUGUUUGCUGUCUCCGGCCGCCAGGUUCUUCUGCACUCUGAGAGGCUGGGUUGGGAUUCUUAUGAGCUAACUUUGACGCUUCGAGAAGGGAUUCGAGCUGGAUCUCUAAAAUGGGGAUGUGGACUUACCGAUUCGCUGCUAUUUGCAUCAUCGGAGUCUUGUGGGGACGAUUCAGGUGUUGGGUAUCACAAGGCAUUCGAUGCGUCUCGAAGAGCAGAGUCCUUCCAAUUUGACCUCGAUGAAGACGGGGAUGCUAUGGCAGUGGAUGAUUUCGGCGAAAGGGUUGCGAUUGUCACUGUCAAGAAGAAUGACGACGGCAUGGUUGAGAAUGAAAAUCAAUCCGACUAUCAAAGAACCCUCCGGAUAUACGACGUACGGCGCAGGGAUGGCCGACACCAAGCAGAGGUUACCCACCAGAUCGAAUUGGAGUCAUCGGAAGUCAAGUGUGCAUCAUUUAGCCCAGAUGGCAUUUAUCUUGCGAUCGGGAGACUGAAUGGUAGUACUCUUCUGUACGACUCGCGUUUUAUGGAUGAGGUACUCUACGACUUUGCACACGAUGGCUCUUCUCUUGUCUCUCCUGGAAAUGAAUCCUAUGGGAUAACUCACAUGGAAUGGAGGAUUUUACACCAAAAUCGUUUAGGCUUGGUGACCGGCGGGCCAGAUGGCUGUGUUCGGCUUUGGCAGCCUCAUUGGGCACCCCGCAUCACAGAACAAGGUAGAAUUAUUGCUCAAGUUAAUGCCGAUGUGGGAUAUUUUGCUAUUGGUGAUCGCUUUCAAAGCGAACAUGAACUUGUCGUUGGCGACGGGGAUGGUGCUAUAUAUUUCUUCGACGGUAUAGGAAACAUCUAACUACGUGUCUCUGCUUAUAUCUGCAAAGGACUUCUUGUAUGACUAGAAUCUGUUGUAUCUAUAGUGUUGGCUUUCGAGUUUUGUUUACGCUUUUGUCCUUGCUAAGUUACUACCUUCGUAACUUCAUUGAUGCACAUCCCUUGAAGAUUUGCAGAGGGUGCUGUACAGUGAUGAAAACAUGAGACUGUCCAAUUUGUCCAUGAAGAAUCUUUGAAGUAUCUCCAUUCACUACGUCGGCAGUCGCUAAUAACGGCUGGGAUUUACAAAGGGAAAUCUGAGUCAAAACUUUGAUUUC